AUGGAUCCCCAGCUGACUCGCCUCUUGCUCUUUCUCUCCCUGCCGCCCUUGCUAGUGGGCAACCACACGGGCCGCAUCAAGGUGGUCUUCACGCCCAGCAUCUGCAAGAUCACCUGCACCAAGGGCAGCUGCCAGAACAGCUGCGAGAAAGGCAACACCACCACGCUCAUCAGCGAGAACGGGCACGCGGCCGACACGCUGACCGCCACCAACUUCCGAGUGGUCAUCUGUCACCUCCCCUGCAUGAAUGGCGGCCAGUGUACUUCCAGGGACAAGUGCCAGUGCUCUCCCGACUUCACGGGCAAGCUCUGCCAGAUCCCAGUGCACGGCGCCCGCGUGCCCAAGCGGUACCCGCACGCCCAGCCAGCCAGCAAGGCGCUGGGCACGCACGUCGUCCACUCCACGCACACUUUGCCUCUUACCAUGACCAGCCAGCAAGGAGUCAAAGUGAAAUUUCCUCCCAACAUAGUCAACAUCCACGUGAAGCACCCUCCCGAGGCGUCCGUGCAGUUCCAUCAGGUGUCGCGGAUCGACGGCUCCACGGGCCAGAAGGUGAAAGACCCUGCCCAGCCCAGCCAGGCCCAGGUCUCCUACCCGGGGUUGCCAGUGCAGAAGACUCAGGCGGUGCAUUCCACGUACUCCCACCAGCAGGUGGUUCCCCGCGUCUACCCCGUGGCCGCCAAGACGCAGCUGGGCCGCUGCUUCCAGGAAACCGUGGGUGCCCAGUGUGGCAAGGCGCUGCCGGGGCUGUCCAAGCAGGAGGACUGCUGCGGCACCGUGGGCACCUCCUGGGGCUUCCACAAGUGCCAGAAGUGCCCCAAGAAGCCCGCUUACCACGGAUCGAACCAAAUCCUGGAGUGUUUGCAGGGUUUCAAGCGCGUGAACAACACCUUCUGUCAAGAUAUCAAUGAGUGCCAGCUCCAGGGGCUGUGCCCCAAUGGUGAGUGUUUGAAUACCAUGGGGAGCUAUAGAUGUACCUGCAAAAUGGGCUUUGGGCCGGAUCCGACCUUUUCGAGUUGCGUUCCGGAACCCCCUGUGAUCUCGGAGGAGAAGGGGCCUUGCUACCGACUGGUCAGUUCCGGGAGGCAGUGCCUGCACCCUCUGUCUGUGCACCUCACCAAGCAGCUCUGCUGUUGUAGCGUGGGCAAGGCCUGGGGCCCCCACUGUGAGAAAUGCCCCCCGCCAGGCACAGCCGCUUUUAAGGAAAUCUGUCCUGGUGGAAUGGGUUAUACGGUUUCUGGCGUACACAGACGCAGGCCAAUCCAUCACCAUGUAGGUAAAGGACUUGUAUUUGUCAAGCCAAAGAACACCCAUCCUGUUGCUAAAAGUACUCACCCUCCACCUCUCCCAGCCAAGGAAGAGCACGUGGAGGCCCUCAGCUUCCCCCAGGAGCACGGGCACGGCCGGGCAGAGCAGGAAGUGGCAACUAUACCCUCUGAGAAGGAAAUUGCUUCCUUGGAUCACGGGAAAAACAAACUUGAGCCUGGUCAACCCCAGCUCUCUCCAGGCGUUUCCACAAUUCAUCUGCAGCCCCAGUUUCCAGUCGUGAUUGAGAAAACAUCCCCUCCCGUGCCUGUGGAGGUCGCUCCUGAAGGUUCCACGUCAAGUGCCAGCCAAGUGAUUGCCCCUACUCAGGUGACAGAAAUCAACGAAUGUACUGUGAACCCCAAUAUCUGUGGAGCUGGACACUGCGUCAACCUUCCAGUGAGGUAUACCUGCAUUUGCUACAAGGGCUAUGCGUUCAGUGACCAGCUGAGAAAGUGUGUAGACAUCGACGAGUGUGCACAGGUGCCAAACCUCUGCUCCCAUGGCCGCUGUGAGAACACUGAGGGCAGCUUCCUGUGCAUCUGCCCGGCGGGCUUCAUGGCCAACGAGGAGGGCACCCACUGCAUCGACGUGGACGAGUGUCGACGGCCGCAGGUGUGCGGGACAGGCCACUGUGUCAACACGGUGGGCGCCUUCCGCUGUGAGCACUGCGACAGUGGCUACCGCAUGACCCGGGGAGGCCGCUGUGAAGACGUGGACGAGUGUGUAGUCCCCAGCGCCUGUCCCGAGGAGCAGUGCGUGAACACGCCGGGCUCCUACCGCUGCGUGCCCUGCACUGAGGGAUUCCGAGGCUGGAGCGGCCAGUGUCUGGAUGUGGAUGAGUGCCUGGAUCCCAGAGUCUGCCGCAACGGGACGUGCACCAACCUGGACGGCUCCUACAUGUGUUCCUGCCACCGGGGCUACUCCCCGACGCCUGACCGCAAGCACUGUAAAGAUAUUGAUGAGUGCCAGCAAGGGACUCUCUGCCUGCACGGGCAGUGCAGAAACACCGAGGGCUCCUUCCAGUGCACUUGUAGCCAGGGGUACCAGCUGUCAGCAGCAAAAGACCAGUGUGAAGACAUCGACGAAUGCCAACACCACCAUCUCUGCAGCAACGGGCAGUGCAGGAACACAGAAGGCUCCUUCCGCUGUGUCUGCAACCACGGCUACAGAGCCUCCGGCCUGGGUGACCGCUGUGAAGAUAUCAACGAAUGCUUGGAAGAUAAGAAUGUUUGCCAAGGAGGAGACUGCAUUAAUACCGAGGGCUCGUAUGAGUGCACCUGUCCGGAAGGGUUCCAACUCAAUGGCCACAAAGGAUGUCGAGAUGUUAAUGAAUGUGAGCAAACUGGGCUGUGUGGUCCUCACGGGGAGUGUCUGAACACCGAGGGUUCUUUUCACUGCAUCUGCGAGCAAGGCUUCUCCAUUUCCUCAGAUGGUCGCGUGUGCGAAGAUAUUGAUGAAUGUGUAAACAACACUAUUUGUGACAGGCACGGCUUUUGUGACAAUACAGCCGGCUCCUUCCGCUGCCUCUGUUACCAAGGCUUUCAGGCCCCUCCGGAUGGGCAGGGGUGUGUGGACGUGAACGAGUGUGAGCUGCUGAGCGGCGUGUGUGGCGAGGCGGCCUGCGAGAACGUGGAGGGCUCCUUCCUGUGCGUGUGUCCCCACGAACAUCAGGAGUACAGCCCCAUGACCGGCCAGUGCCGCCCGCCCGUGCCGGAAGGCGUGGACCCGCCCAGGGAGGAGAAGAAAGAAUGUUACUACAACCUGAACGACGCCAGCCUCUGCGACAACGUGCUGGCGCCCAACGUCACCAAGCAGGAGUGUUGCUGCACCUCGGGCGCCGGGUGGGGUGACAACUGCGAGAUCUUCCCCUGCCCGGUGGUGGGGACGGCGGAAUUCUCGGAGAUGUGUCCCAGAGGGAAAGGCUUCGUCCCUUCCGGAGACUCCGUGUACGACAUCGGCGGUGAGAGCUACAAAGACGCAAAUGAAUGCCUCCUCUUUGGACAGGAGAUCUGUAAGAACGGCUUCUGCCUGAACACGCAGCCGGGCUACGAGUGUUACUGCAAGCAGGGCACCUACUAUGACCCCGUGCAGCUGCAGUGCUUUGACAUGGACGAGUGUCAGGACCCCAGCAGCUGCGUGGACGGCCAGUGCGUCAACACGGAAGGCUCCUACAACUGCUUCUGCACCCUCCCUCUGGUUCUGGAUGCUUCCGAGAAGAGAUGCGUGAGGCCGGCUGAGUCCCAAGAGCAAGUGGAAGACACCGACGUCUACCAGGACCUGUGCUGGGAGCACCUGAGCGAGGAGUUCGUGUGCAGCCAGCCCCUGGUGGGCCGGCAGACCACCUACACCGAGUGCUGCUGCCUCUACGGGGAGGCCUGGGGCAUGCAGUGCGCCCUGUGCCCCAUGAAGGACUCAGAUGACUACGCCCAACUCUGCAACCUCCCCCGGGCCGGCCGGCGGCGCCCCUACGGCCACGACGCCCUGGUGGACCUGAGCCAGCAGUAUGUGCCGGAGACCGACCCCUACUUCCUCCAGGACCGCUUCGACAGCUUCGAGGAGCUGCAGGCCGAGGAGUGCGGCAUCCUGAACGGCUGCGAGAACGGGCGCUGCGUGCGGGUGCCCGAGGGCUACACCUGCGACUGCUUCGACGGCUUCCACCUGGACAUGGCCAAGAUGACGUGUGUGGAUGUCAACGAGUGUGAGGAACUCAACAGCCGCAUGACCCUCUGCAAGAACGCCCAGUGCAUCAACACCGAGGGCUCCUACCGCUGCCUGUGCCUGCCGGGCUUCGUGCCCUCCGACAGGCCCAACUACUGCACCGCGGCGAGCUCAGCCUCCAGCCGGGAGCGGGACAGCGACCUGGAGUAAGGCCUGGAACCCGGGCCGGGCCGGCACACGCCCCUGAGAUGAGCAGCCUCGUGGGCCAGAGACGGUGACGCCACCCCAGGGUGCUGCAGACCCGAGAGAUGCACAGCCCCGGGGAGAGAGAGGACCGGGCUGAGCUGACCCCUCGGACAGACCAUGGACACUUCCGGGAGGGCCGGUCUAUAUAUAUUCUGUUCAUAUGUAAAAUUGAGUGGGAGAGAGGCCAGACAGCUGUUGUUUCACACAGAAGGUUGUAUGAUGAUAGUGAUUUGUGUGAGUUUAUUUUUUAAAAAAAGCUCUUGCUUGAUUAAAUUUGGCAUUUAAAUAGCAAUGGAGAUAUUUUAUAUAAUUUUCAUCUUAGGGGCUGUGCGGUUCCUUGGCAGUUUG
Messenger RNA from Sorex fumeus (smoky shrew), 4560 nucleotides. RefSeq names its product latent transforming growth factor beta binding protein 1 (gene LTBP1). Gene Ontology annotation, molecular function: calcium ion binding. The record is from RefSeq and is a predicted model, not a curated record. The transcript has 30 exons. Lineage: Eukaryota; Metazoa; Chordata; Mammalia; Eulipotyphla; Soricidae. The coding region runs from base 1 to 4176 and encodes 1391 amino acids.